Phytophthora infestans T30-4 is the source of this 1383-nucleotide messenger RNA. RefSeq names its product N-acetylglucosamine-1-phosphotransferase subunits alpha/beta, putative. The transcript is spliced from 3 exons. The record is from RefSeq and is a predicted model, not a curated record. Gene Ontology annotation, cellular component: Golgi apparatus. The coding region runs from base 1 to 1383 and encodes 460 amino acids. NCBI's taxonomy places the organism in Eukaryota, Oomycota, Peronosporomycetes, Peronosporales, Peronosporaceae.
AUGGCGCGCCACUGUGUAGAGGAGCGUAUACGUCAACAUAAGGUGGUCUACACGCCGUACACAGGAGACGACUCGGCGCUACUUGAGCUACUGGACCGUUGUAUUGACACCACCCGACGUCUCAUCGGCAUUCGACCACGAAUCUGCUACCCGCAUGAAGUGUCCGUCCCGCGUCCACCCAUCAAGUAUGAAGCCAAGGUGGAUGUGCGGAAGGAGAAGGAAGAAGAUGGCCGUCGACUGGCCUGUGAAGCUCAGAAGCGUCGACUGGCACAACGUGAGGAACGCGAGAAGGAAGAGCGUGAAGCUCAAGCCAGUGAACAUGUGGGUGGCUUGAGUCGCUUCUUUGGGAACAUCAAGACGGCAGUCGGGCUUGGACACGUUGUGUCUACUAAUGAAAGCUUGGAUGACGUCGAAUACGCAGACGUAUGUGGUACAGCUGAACCGAAGGAAGAAAAGCCGCAGGUCACACUACGCGACGCACAAGCUCACCUGUCCAAGGACACGCUCGGAGACUCCUUGCGCUUUGUCAACAAGCUGUACAACCGCGCAUUCGGCAAGCCAAAGACAUCAGAUCGACGUCGCGUGCCUUCGCACAUGCCAUUCCUGGUGCAAAAGUCGAUCAUUCGUGAGAUUAAGGACCAUUGGACACAGGAGAUUCAAGACACAAGUGCACACCGCUUCCGUCAUCCUCAAGACAUGCAGUUCAGCUUCUCGUACUUCCAUUAUCUCAUUAAUCGCGCCAAGAUCCACCCUCACACGUUGGAAGAGAUCUGGAGUGAAUACCUGGACGCCAAUCGUAACGGGAUCCUGGACGAGAGCGAAGUGCUGACAGCUGCGAGUCUCGCGCAUGGUGACGCUCCGCCUGAGAUUUUCGUGAGCGAAGUGCGUGAGUGCGUACAGCCUAAUAAACGCGAGAAGGUUCGUGAGAUUCCGACGGCGGAGGGAACGCUGCGACUUAGCGAGACAUUAACGCCGUACAUCACUCUGGAGAACCUCGAGCAAUGUCCUUCGUUUGCGUGGAAGCAAAUGAUGGGCACGCGAGCGAGACGCACCAAGUUUGUGUGCAUCAACGACGACAUGAAGAACCCGUCAACUGCGGUGAGUCAGAUCCUGCACGAACUCUUCCUGUCCAUUUGGCCCAAACGCUCGCAGUUCGAACUGCCGUAUCACCUCAAGAACCGCUACGCACACAUCGACGAGUUCACCGCCGCACAGGAGCGUCGUCAUGUUGCAGCAGCCAUUGAAGAUAUUGCUCGGGCUCGUGCAGCUUCGGCGUCGCAACUUACUCAAGACUUCCAGCACACUCAGGAAGAUAAAGAAGACAAGGUAGAUGAGUCAGCUUCACCAACGAGUAAGUGGCGUUCAAGGAAGGCGUCGGCCUAG